Messenger RNA from Encephalitozoon intestinalis ATCC 50506, 201 nucleotides. RefSeq lists its product as uncharacterized. The coding region runs from base 1 to 201 and encodes 66 amino acids. The transcript has a single exon. Lineage: Eukaryota; Fungi; Microsporidia; Unikaryonidae. The record is from RefSeq and is a predicted model, not a curated record.
AUGAACGUGGUCAUAGAAGCUCUGAAUAUAAAGCCUGAAGAUGUUGAGGAGGUGGAGUAUGAUAAGACCAGUAGCACAGUAACAAUGAAGGCGGGUGGAAAAGAAUAUAAAUAUAAGGUCGAAGAAAGUGUUGAGACAUACAUACUUCUCUAUGAACAGCCAGUUUUUGUAAAUAUGCUUGGAAAGGAAAUCAAGGAGUAG